UGGGUGUUGACAUGUCAGUGUCACUUGGUCAGCUGAUUGCGGGUCUUAAAGCUUCUUGGCUAAUCCUGCUAGCCAGCUUAGUUAGCUUAGCCUAGCUGGAUGUUUGUUUUUGUUAACGUUACUCCAUAGAUACCUAUUCACGUAGUCCGAAACUUCUUAAAAAUCGGAAUAUUUUUUAACGUAUUUUAAACUACUCUACAGUCGCCACCGGAUCGUUUUGCGGCCUGAAGUUGCCGUUAGUGAGGCAGUAAUUAUUGUGGCAGGGAGGGAAGGGUGAAGUUGCUCUCCGUGUAUCUGCAUUGCAGCCCGGUGCUGCUGAUGGAAUUCAAACACACAACAAUGGCGACUCCCAGUCCUAACAACUCAACAACAUCUAGCAGCCACAACAGCAGCAAUAACGCAGGAUCUGCACCUCACCACCAUAACCAAUCCCAAUCUCAGCACAUUACUACAAUGAGCAGCAUGCAGGAGUCCAACACCUGCUGGAGAUGUCAGAGUGAAACAGGGUUUCAGAUAAACCUGUCUGGAGCUCCCCCAAGUAAACGCAAAGCUCUGAAGCUGAACUUUGCCAACCCUCCGAUCAAACCCGCGACUAGAUUCACACUGAACACGGCCGGGCCGCCCUUUCAAAACCCGCACAUAGAGAGGCUGAGAACACACAGUAUCGAGUCAUCAGGGAAGUUGAAGAUCUCCCCGGAGCAGCACUGGGACUUCACAGCCGAGGAUCUCAAAGAUUUGGGCGAGAUCGGCCGCGGGGCUUACGGCUCCGUCAAUAAGAUGGUGCACAAGCCGAGUAACCAGAUCAUGGCGGUCAAGAGAAUUCGGUCAACAGUUGACGAAAAGGAACAGAAGCAGCUGCUGAUGGACCUUGAUGUGGUCAUGAGAAGUAGCGAUUGUCCCUACAUCGUGCAGUUUUAUGGCGCUCUGUUCAGAGAGGGCGACUGUUGGAUUUGUAUGGAACUUAUGGCUACCUCGUUAGACAAAUUUUACAAAUUUGUAUAUUGCUCAUUAGACGACGUGAUUCCAGAGGAAAUAUUAGGGAAAAUAACAUUAGCGACUGUGAAGGCCCUUAACCACUUAAAAGAAAACUUGAAAAUAAUACACAGAGACAUAAAGCCGUCAAACAUCCUCCUGGACAGGAACGGCAACAUAAAGCUGUGUGACUUUGGCAUCAGCGGUCAGCUGGUGGACUCCAUCGCCAAAACCCGAGAUGCAGGCUGCAGACCCUACAUGGCACCAGAGCGAAUAGACCCGAGCGCGUCCAGGCAAGGCUACGACGUCCGCUCAGACGUUUGGAGUUUGGGAAUCACACUGUAUGAGCUGGCCACAGGGAGGUUCCCCUACCCAAAGUGGAACAGUGUGUUUGACCAGUUGACCCAGGUGGUGAGAGGAGACCCACCACAACUCAGCAACUCGGACGAGAGGCGCUUCUCUCCCAAAUUCAUCUCCUUUGUCAACGUGUGCCUUACAAAGGAUGAGUCGAAAAGGCCAAAGUACAAAGAGCUACUGAAAGAUCCGUUCAUUCAGAUGUACGAGGAGCGCUCGGUGGAUGUAGCGAGUUACGUCUGCAGGCUCAUGGAUCAGAUGCCAGCAUCUCCCAGCUCACCUAUGUAUAUGGACUGAUAGCAGGCCAAGACAGAAAUACAUCAAUAAAUAUACACCAGUCUGCAACAAUAGAUAGAUACAUACAUAAAUUAAAAAAAGACAACAAUGUAAAACAAAACAAAUCCUUGUGUAAAUUUGCUUGGUCCCCUUAUUGCAGUGUUAAAAGAGAAUUGUAAAGCCUAAAAAAAAAAAAGCACCAUUUGCAAUAAAGGUGGUGUUCAUUUCAGUCAUGUCUGUAUAAUAUAUCAACACUUCUAUUUCUCUCUUGUUCACAAACACACACCAAUGCACAGUCAUGCAAGUAUAUUAGCAGCUGAAUCAGUCAAUCAUAUGGUCUUGACUCAUCUUAAUGAGGACACAUCUCAGUGGUUAGUACAGUGAUUUAAGAAUAAAAAAUAAUAAUGUGGAACUUGUAUUUAUAGAACCAAAAUUGUUUGGAGAUUCUGCAACUUACUGGAAUCAUGCUUUUUGUGAAUUGUCCCACCUCUUCCAUGUACGUAACUGAAAGCAUUGUGUUUGGUAUCAUAAUGGAACUUUGCUUCUCUGGGUAUAAAGCAGUUUAAAAGUGUUGGUGGUCAGAAUCAUGCAGUCCAGUCAGUGCUGACAGGCUGCUGUCCUCACUGUACUCUGGACUAUAGCUGAUGUAUGAAUAAAGAAGGAGAAAGGAAAA
This is a messenger RNA of Sander lucioperca (pikeperch), 2275 nucleotides long. It is a transcript of the gene map2k4a, whose product is annotated as mitogen-activated protein kinase kinase 4a. Gene Ontology annotation, biological process: protein phosphorylation; MAPK cascade. Gene Ontology annotation, molecular function: ATP binding; JUN kinase kinase activity. The record is from RefSeq and is a predicted model, not a curated record. NCBI's taxonomy places the organism in Eukaryota, Metazoa, Chordata, Actinopteri, Perciformes, Percidae. The transcript is spliced from 13 exons. Bases 319 to 1623 code for a protein of 434 amino acids.